Biomphalaria glabrata is the source of this 983-nucleotide messenger RNA. Its product is annotated as kinesin-like protein KIF15. The transcript has 11 exons. NCBI's taxonomy places the organism in Eukaryota, Metazoa, Mollusca, Gastropoda, Planorbidae. The record is from RefSeq and is a predicted model, not a curated record. Gene Ontology annotation, molecular function: ATP binding; microtubule binding; microtubule motor activity. The annotation marks the transcript as partial. Gene Ontology annotation, biological process: microtubule-based movement.
CUGGUCACCUCAGUGGCCAGACUGGCUCAGGAAAAAGUUUUACUAUGUUUGGUCCCUCUGAGAACUUGGAAAGCUCGUGGUGUGAUUCCCAGAAGUUUGGAGUAUCUCUCUAGUGUAAUAGCUCACCAACAAGAUCAUGGCAGUAAAAAACAGUUUUUGUGUCACUGCUCCUUUUUAGAAAUCUAUCAAGAGCAAAUCUUUGAUCUUUUGGAUACAGCUUCACAAGGUAUUUGCUUACGUGAGAAUAUGAACAAAGGUGUCUUUGUAGAUGGACUCAUUGAGCAAGUUAUCUGCUACCCAAGAGAUGCUUAUCAGUUAAUAAUCAAGGGCUGGUUGAAUGGUAGAGUAGCUCCUACUUCCAUGAACAGAGAGGGUUCGCGCUCUCAUGCUGUUUUUACAGUUAAAAUAGAGUCAAAGAAUCAUGAAUCUCAGCUGACAGCCAAAGAAGAAGAACUGCAAAGAGUGAACAUGACUCUUCAGAAAUUUGAAAAAGACAACAAAGUUUUACAAGCUAAGUUGAAGCACACAGAAGUUUGUGAGCAGAAAGCUCCUGAAGUGCCAAAUUUUCAAGUUAUUAAGAAAAUUGAAUUAGCCUAUAGCCGCAAGAUGGAAGAGUUUGAGAGGUCAAUCUUUGGCAAAGAUAAAAAAGUAGCUGAGUUAUUAUUUGAAGUAGCAAAAUUAAAAGAGGAACUUCACCUUGCCAGGGAAACACAUGCAUCUGUUUUAAAAGACAGGAAUUGCAAUAAAAUGGGUGCUGCUGAGGCGUUUCAAGAAUUUCAGAGUGCUGUGCCUAUGCAAGGAGGUGCUAUUGGUGAGCCUGGAGAGAGAAAGUCAUCUUCAGAAAAAAAUGGCUCGGUUAGAGGAAGAGCUCUAAUAAAAGAAACAAAAAUGCCAGAAAUAAAUGAACAAUCUUGGAGAAGUAAAAAAAGUGAAUGAACUAAUAACAUCCUUUUAAAGAGUCACUGUUUUUGUAAAAGCAGUAU